Messenger RNA from Labeo rohita (rohu), 2462 nucleotides. It is a transcript of the gene riok1, whose product is annotated as RIO kinase 1 (yeast). Gene Ontology annotation, molecular function: protein serine/threonine kinase activity; ATP binding. Gene Ontology annotation, biological process: maturation of SSU-rRNA. The record is from RefSeq and is a predicted model, not a curated record. Gene Ontology annotation, cellular component: preribosome, small subunit precursor; cytosol. Bases 107 to 1840 code for a protein of 577 amino acids. The transcript has 17 exons. Lineage: Eukaryota; Metazoa; Chordata; Actinopteri; Cypriniformes; Cyprinidae.
AAGCGUGUUUUGACAGUAUUUGGUCUGUUCCUUUACAUUCUUGUUUUUGUUGAGAUAUAUUUUAAGGAUUUUGACUUCAUCUUACAGUUAAAAUUAGAGCGGCGCAAUGUAUCAGGUUGUACCGGGGCAGUUUGAUGACGCGGAAGAGACGGGAAGGUUUGGAACUUCAUUACCUUACAUUGAUAAAGACAAAUAUGAGCCUGAAAUCAGUGCCGUCCCUGACAAGCCCUCUCUAGAAAACCGACUUCAUGAAGUUACUUUACAAUCCUUUGAAGAUGAUAAGCAAGGUCAAAAUGAGGAGGACUAUGAUGAUUAUGAAGAUGAGGAAGAGGACGAUGAAUGGGAUUGGAAUGAAUCGGGAGGAGGAGACUUCACAAAGCGCUACACUGCUAUGAGGGCUGGGAGUAAUCCACAGGCUAAUCGUCAAAAUUCUAAUAAUAAGUCUCUAAAAAUGUCCACUCCGUCAGACAAGGUCCUGAGGAAGUAUGAAAACAAAAUAAACCUUGAUAAACUCAGCUAUGCUGAUUCUGUGAUCAAUAAAGUCACUGUGAUGCAAAAGCAGAGGGAAGCAGACACGUUUCGAGUAAAGGAUAAAUCAGACAGAGCUACUGUUGAACAGGUUUUGGACCCCCGUACACGUAUGAUUCUGUUCAAAAUGCUCAGCAGAGGCGUCUUUUCAGAGAUCAAUGGCUGUAUCAGCACAGGCAAAGAGGCAAAUGUUUACCAUGCAACUACUGCAAAAGGAGAAAGCAGAGCCAUCAAAAUAUACAAAACAUCAAUUCUACAAUUCAAAGACAGAGAUAAAUAUGUCAGUGGGGAAUUCAGGUUCCGCCAUGGCUAUUGCAAGGGCAAUCCUAGAAAAAUGGUGCGCACUUGGGCUGAGAAGGAAAUGAGAAACUUGAUCAGACUACAGACCGCACAGAUUCCAAGUCCAGAGCCCAUCAUGUUGCGGAGUCACGUCCUCGUCAUGAGCUUCAUUGGUCGAGAUGACAUGCCCGCCCCUCUGUUGAAGAACGCUGUCCUGUCUGAAUCCAAAGCGCGGGAACUCUACCUACAGAUCAUCCAGAACAUGAGAAUAAUGUACAAUGAUGCUCGUCUGGUCCACGCUGACCUUAGCGAGUUCAAUAUGCUGUAUCAUAACGGAGAUGCUUUUAUUAUUGAUGUUUCUCAGUCCGUUGAGCACGAUCACCCUCACGCUUUAGAGUUUCUUCGCAAAGACUGCAGCAAUGUCAAUGACUUUUUCCAGAAACAUAAUGUAGCUGUUAUGACUGUGCGUGAGCUGUUUGAGUUCAUCACAGACCCCUCCAUCACAAGUGACAACAUUAAUCAGUACCUUGACAAGGCAAUGGAGAGAGCUACUGAAAGAACUGCAGAGGAAAGAUCCAAUCAGGACAAAGUUGAUGAGGAGGUGUUUAAGAAAGCCUAUAUUCCACGCACACUUAAUGAAGUCACCCAAUAUGAGAGGGAUGUGGACGCAAUGUUGAAGAAAAAGGAGGAGAGUUCUUCGCUAGAUACAAACACUGACAACAUCCUCUACCAAACAGUGACAGGCCUCAGGAAAGACCUUUCUGGUGUGCAAACGGUACCCUCGAUACUGGAAGACUCCACGAAGGAUGACAGUUCAAGCUCUGAGGGAGAAGAGGAGGAUGAAGAUGAUGAGGAAAAGUCUGAAGGGGAAGACACACGGGAGGGUGGCAGCAACUCAGAGGAAGCACAAGUGGAUAAAAAGGAAAGAAAGAAAAUGGUUAAAGAAGCUCAGCGGGAGAAAAGAAAAAAUAAGACGCCAAAGCAUGUGAAAAAGCGUAAAGACAAGGUUGCCAAAAUGAAGAAAGGAAGAUGAAUAUGGUUGAGAUGAAGGUGAACUAAGAUUAUAGCAGAAACGCUACUUGGCUGAUGGUACCAGUAUUGAAGCUGGGAACUUUUGCUGAUUAAAUGUCAGUCCCUUAAAGGGAUAGUUCACACAAAAAUAAAAUUCUGUCGUUAAUUACUCACCCGCAUGUUGUUCCAAACCCUUAAGUCCUUUGUUCCUCUUUGGAACACAAAUUAAGAUAUUUUUGAUGAAAUCCAAGAGCUUUCUGCAUAGAAAGUAAGGCAACUGAUGUUUAAGGCCCAGAAAGGUAGUAAGGACAUCGUUAAAGUAGUCCAUGUGACAUCCAAAAAAAAGUAUUCUCGUAGCUUCAUAAAAAUUAAGGUUGAACCACUGAUGUCACAUGGACUACUUUAAUGAUGUCCUUACUACCUUUCUAGGCCUUGAAUGUGUUACAUUGCUGUCUAUGCAGGGUCAGAAAGCUCUUAGAUUUCAUUAAAAAAUAUCUUAAUUUGAGUUCUGAAGAUGAAUGAAGGUCUUAUGGGUUUGGAACGACAUGAGGGUGAGUAAUUUAUAACAGAAUGUUCAUUUUUGGGUGAACUAUCCCUUUAACAAUUAUGAAUGCCUGAUAUCGGCAUCAUGUGUAAAUGUUUUU